This is a messenger RNA of Dioscorea cayenensis subsp. rotundata (Guinea yam), 1507 nucleotides long. Its product is annotated as peroxidase 29. The transcript has 3 exons. Bases 228 to 1286 code for a protein of 352 amino acids. Gene Ontology annotation, biological process: hydrogen peroxide catabolic process; response to oxidative stress. Gene Ontology annotation, molecular function: peroxidase activity; heme binding. NCBI's taxonomy places the organism in Eukaryota, Viridiplantae, Streptophyta, Magnoliopsida, Dioscoreales, Dioscoreaceae. The record is from RefSeq and is a predicted model, not a curated record.
UAAUAUAUAUAUAUAUAUAUAUAUAGGGAUUUCCUUGAACAUGUCGAUUGAAAGCAAAAGCCAAACAAUUCACUUUAAAUACACAGAAUACGACUCAUUCAUUACACAUUAUUCAACGCAACAAAGCAUAUGAGUGCAUGGCAUCAUGAUGCAAAUAAAGCUAGUGAGGCUCCUUGACAUGAAGUCACAUAUAACUUGAGCUUCCCUUCUAUUAUCUCUGGGUGGACAUGCUUUCUUCUUCUUCUUCUUCUACUUCUUCUCUCUCAAAUCAUUCACAAAACGAGAUCAUGGUGAAAACAAGGAGUCCUUUGUUAGCAGUACUGCAUUGUGUUGCAGUGGUGCCACUUAUAUUAGUGAGCAUUGCAGAAAUUGUUCAUGCAGGUGGCAAUGCAGGCCUGUCAUAUGACUUUUACCAGCAAACAUGUCCACAAGUUGAAAGCAUUGUGAGAAAAACACUACUCCCUGUCUUCAUGUCUGAUCCCCGGUCUCCGGCCGCCUUUCUCCGACUUUUCUUCCAUGACUGUAUAGUCCAGGGUUGUGAUGCAUCAAUUCUAUUGGACAACAACAGUGGAGAGAUGGCAUCUGGCAAGAAUUUCGGUAUAAGGAACAGAGAAUUAAUCCAGAUGAUGAACUCUUUGCUAGAAGUGCAUUGUCCUGGUGUAGUUUCUUGUGCUGAUAUCAUAGCAUUGGCGGCGAAGGAGGCGGUAGCAUUCUCCGGCGGACCGUGUUUCGACAUACCUCUAGGCCGAAAAGAUGCUACUGUUUCAAGCUUCUUGCGAGCGGACGCCAAACUCCCUUCGCCAAAAGAUGGAGUAGAUAGAACACUAGAGAUAUUUUCAUCUAAAGGCAUGAGCAUUGAGGAAUCUGUGGCCAUUCUAGGAGCACACAGCAUUGGAGUUGGUCAUUGUUUGAGCAUAGUGCACAGGUUGUAUGAUAGGAAGGAGAGGCAUAGAGAUUAUAACAUGGACCAUGGAUUUGAAAUCAUGCUGAGAUUGAAGUGUCCCUAUAAAGUGCCAUUAAGCAAUGAGACCUUUGUGGCUAAUGAUCUCACAUCCUUGAUCUUUGACAACCAGUACUACAAGGACAUAGUGAGUGGCAGAGGGUUGUUUACUGUUGAUUCAGAGAUUGCUUUAGAUCCCAGAACUGCUUCUUUUGUGAAGAUGUUUGCAGAGGAUCAAGAGUACUUCUUUAGAUCAUUCUCCAUGGCCUUUGUAAGGCUUUCUUCAUCAGUGGUUCUCAGUACUGGGGAGAUAAGGAGAGUGUGUAACAGAGUGAAUGCAUAUUAAAGUGUUCAAUUUGUAACUCAUAAAAAGAGUUGUUGAAAACUCCUACCAACUUCAAAGCUUUGUAACUUACUAUGAUCCUGUAACAUCUCUCAACAUCAAGGCUUUCAUAUAAAGGAGUUGGGAGUUUCUUUAACUAUUACAAUUAAAUGCACAAGUGAGUCACUGUUCAACUUCAAUGUACAAUUCCACAGGAGCAAAAAAGAAAUGAAGGAAAAAAAAAA